Molecule: messenger RNA, 2379 nt
Organism: Magnusiomyces paraingens
Lineage: Eukaryota; Fungi; Ascomycota; Dipodascomycetes; Dipodascales; Dipodascaceae
Exons: 1
Coding region: 1-2379 (792 amino acids)
Cellular component (GO): cytoplasm
Molecular function (GO): glycosyltransferase activity
Source: RefSeq, a predicted model, not a curated record
AUGUCUUCCGAAGCUUAUUGUACCCUCCUAUACAACGACUCGUACCUCCCAGGUGCCCUCGUCUUGGGCCAUGCUCUACGUGAUGCUGGAACAACAAAACAACUCGCAAUCAUUGUCGGACCAGAAGUAAGCACAGAGGCCCGUAAUCGUCUUUUAGCCCUUUAUGACCACCUACUCCCAACAGAAACCAUUGCAAUCACCCAAGCUGAUGCUCCCCAAUUCAAACUUCUCGGCCGUCCGGACCUCGAACGCUCUUACACCAAAAUCAAUGUUUGGCUUCAAACCCAAUUCUCUAAAAUCGUCUUCCUCGACGCUGACACACUCCCUCUUAAAAACAUUGACGACCUCUUUGACCGUUACCCUCUGUCCCACUCAUCUAUCCCAAUUGCUGCUGCCCCGGAUAUCGGCUGGCCUGAUAUCUUCAACUCCGGCGUCUUUGUCACCCUCCCUAAUAAAGACACCUUUGAAGCCCUCUCGGGCCGCGCACGCGCAGGUCUCUCUUUUGAUGGUGGCGACCAGGGUCUUCUUAACCAGUUUUUCCAAGAUAAGUGGCACCAUCUCCCAUUCGUUUACAAUGUUACUCCAUCCGCUUCUUACCAAUACACCCCGGCCUACAACUUCUUUAAAGACCAGGUCGCAAUUGUCCAUUUCAUUGGCUCUUCUAAGCCUUGGUCUCAAUCUCUUAGCGGCCCUGCUUCCAAUGCAUCUUCCUUUGAACAUUCCUGGUGGGAGGUUUAUAACAAGCACUACGAUUCAUCCUUGAAUUUAAAGUCUCCUGAAAUAAUUGCCACCCUUCCUCUGGAUUCUGCCGUCGAAAACGUCUAUACUCAAAUCGUUUCUGACUCAACAGAUGACCAUGGCCCUAACUUUAUUCCAACUAUUGAACCAGAUGUUAACCGCUGGGACCCCACCCGUUAUCUUCCUCCACGCAAUUCAAAACCUGAGGCUUUGAAUCUUGUUAUUAGCCAUUACGAAAAUAUCUGGGAUCAUCCUCCUAAGGAAGACCCUGUUUAUAAUAAAUAUGUCGAGCAUCAGCAUAUGCAUUAUGACCCUCAUCCGGCCCCGCCACCUGCUCCUCCCCAUCCCCCUAUCCAUCACCAUGAUCACCACUGUCACCACGUUGAAGAAUUUUCUCAUUCUGAAUCCCACGAGGAACACCACGAGGAACACCACGAGGAAUACCACCAGGAACCUCCCCAUGAAGUUCACCAGGAAUCUUAUCAUGAACCUGAACCCCCUGUCAAGCCUGUUUUCCCCUGGGAAACUCAAGAACGCCAUGUUGAGCGUGUUUUCCCUGAAGAUUACGGUUAUGAAGAUGAUUAUCACCAUGAAGAAGAAGAAGAAGAACAUGAAGAACAUCAAGAAGGAAUUUAUCAUAAUGAUGACGAGGACGACGUUCAUAGCGAAGAUACAAUUGAUGCUGCGGACCAAGUGACACGCCAAUUCCGCGACUAUUCCAUUCAGCCGCAAUACGACUCUCUCGAUACUCGGCGAACAACCAACGUUUGGGAUUCAGAUCCCAAGAUUCAAAGCUAUAUUAGCAAGGUGACAUCCUACACUUCGGACCGCAUUAAGCGCCAGGCCGCUAUUGUCACUGCUGUACCUGUCACCCCUCCCAAGACUUCUAAGGCUGUUGAAGAAAUUGAAGAAGCUGAAGCUGAGGAAGAUAUCGAGGAAGGAAUUGAGGAGGCCGACGAUGAGCUUAAGCAUCAUAAGUUGGUGCACACCAAGAUUAAAGAGCAAAACGAAGAUGGCGUCAUUAUGAAACGUGAAGGCACCAAGUACCGUGUACCUGACCAGAAAGCUUCUAUUGGUGAGACGUCUGGAUUUUCUGCCAAAACAUUGAACAAAAUUGAUGCUGUCACUCAAAAACGUGAAGACGAAGGUGCUCCAUUGUAUUUCCCCGUGACGCCUAACCCCAUCAAGCUACGCGAGCAGGGAAUUUCUGGGGGGCUUUCUGAUGCAUCAUCUGAAGAUGAUGAAGGAGAAGAUAGUGGGCCUAUCCGAGUAGAUGAACAAGGCAUUGAUGAACUUGAAGAGGAAUUGGAUGCUGGUGAGGAGGCAAUUGAUUCACUCCCUGUAUACACUGAUGAAGAGGAAGUUGCAUUGACCGAGGCUCGCAAACAAGUAAGCCAAAAAACAUUGCGUAAUAUUGGUCGUCGUCAAUUUGCAAACCAACCAGCAGAACCAUGGGAUCCUUAUAAAAAACUUGAAGAAUUGGCUCAACUUGCAAACUUGCUUGCCCAGAAACAAGCAGAGUUUGAGCGUGUGUAUGGUGAGAUUGGGAAAGUUGCAGAAAGUUCUGUGCAGCAAGACGCAGAAACUGAGCCAGUGACUCAACAGUCACCCCGUGCACGUGGCCGUUCUAGCAGAAAGUAA